This is a messenger RNA of Trichomycterus rosablanca, 2927 nucleotides long. RefSeq names its product microtubule associated serine/threonine kinase-like (gene mastl). Gene Ontology annotation, biological process: intracellular signal transduction; peptidyl-serine phosphorylation. Bases 49 to 2529 code for a protein of 826 amino acids. NCBI's taxonomy places the organism in Eukaryota, Metazoa, Chordata, Actinopteri, Siluriformes, Trichomycteridae. The transcript is spliced from 12 exons. The record is from RefSeq and is a predicted model, not a curated record. Gene Ontology annotation, molecular function: protein serine/threonine kinase activity; ATP binding.
UAAGUAAAUGCGUAAUAAACAACAAUAUCUAAUAAAGAGACUGCAGUAAUGGAAGCAGAAGAGAAAUCAUUUACAUCCAUCAUGGUUGAUGUACCCAAACCUCCCUCUAUAGAAGACUUCAUCGUGUUAAAACCCAUCAGCAGAGGAGCGUUUGGAAAAGUGUUUCUGUUCAGAAAGAAAAACAACAAUAAGCUCUAUGCCAUAAAGGUGGUGAAGAAAGCUGACAUGGUGGACAAGAACAUGAGCGAUCAGAUGCGUGCAGAGAGGGAUGCACUGGCCCUCAGCAAAAGCCCCUUCAUUGUUCACCUUUAUUACUCUCUGCAAACGGCCACAAAGGUUUAUCUGGUGAUGGAGUAUUUAAUUGGUGGUGAUGUAAAGUCACUGCUCCACGUCUAUGGUUACUUUGAUGAGGACAUGUCACUAAAAUACAUUUCAGAAGUGGCUAUAGCUCUGGAUUACCUCCACCGCCAUGGAAUUAUCCACAGGGAUCUAAAACCAGACAACAUGCUUGUCAGCAAUGAAGGCCAUAUUAAGCUGACUGAUUUUGGCCUCUCCAAAGUGAAACUCGACAGAGAAUUGAAUCUUAUGGAUAUUCUGACCACUCCAUCUUUGGCCAAACCGAACAAAGAUUAUUUCCGAACACCCGGUCAAGUCCUGUCCUUGAUAAGUUCCCUCGGCCUUAAUACUCCGGUAGUAGAUGGCAAGCGUCACAGCAGCGCAUCAGCCGCGUCCAGUCCUGUGGCUUGUGGAAAACUCGAAAAAGAACAGAGAAAUAAUUCCUGUUGUUCACCAUGGCUGGUGAGAAGAAGGGAGCUCAUGCAUUCUCCUAUCUGCCCCUCCAGAGCCCUCGCUGCCAACAGUGUGUUCAGUCCCAGUGUGCUGGCUAGAAGCCUGACACCCAGGCUGAUGAAAUCCAGGAAGAGGUUUGAAACUUUAAGUGUUGGCAGUGCUCAAUCUUUGCUGCCAUCAACUGACUCCGAGAGCUGCAUCAGCCCCAUGUGGGAGGAUGAACCGUUGCAGGAAUCGGAAGGAAAUGAGAACAUCCCACCACAAAACAGAAAAGAGAAAGUUGUGAAAAAGCCUUCUGACCAAGCAGACUGUAGAAACAUAAAGCCAAAUAUUUCAGGUGGAAAAAGACUCCCUUUCAGCAGUGCCGAGCUUUGUGCCCUGCAAAACAGUCAGACUCCUCGCAAACAGGCAUUUGAGAACAGUCCUACAACACAAGAAAAGACCCAGUCCCCGGAUAAAGGAUUCGCUCUGAACUCCUCUGUAAAACGAGUCUUCACGGAGGUGGACAGAAGCCCAGAGCAAGAUGAGAUCCAGGCCAAGAAGAACACUUCUGAAUACAGGCGCUGUUUUCCCAUUCCAGAAAACCACACCAGAGCUCAUACUGGUUUAACUGGGAUUUUCUCCACUGUCAGUUUAGAAAGUGACAGUGUGAUCCCAAACCGGUCCAGCCCUGCAAAAGUGGCCAAAAAUCUUCUGUGUGAGCUGGAAGAACCAGGUGAGAAUGGAGUCACUGGUGCCAGCUCCAGCUUCACUCUGUCUCCUAAAGAUGAAGGUGACCCGAGGAGGAACUUAAGUCUGGAUUCAGACACCUCAGGACAUGAUAUUUCUGCUGUUAUAAAAACACCUCCUGCACCUGAAGCCAAGGAUUGUCAGAAAGAAGUGCUGGCAUCAUCGUUUGAAGACGACAAUAUAGUAGGAGAAGCUCCUGCCCUUGCAGCCUUGCCGAAACACCUUGAAGAUCACCGGAGCAGAAAAUCUGACUGUUCACUGAUCGAUUCCAGCAGUCUCCUUAAAUCACCUUCGUUUCUUAAACCCAAGAACGUGGUAGCCUUCAGAAGCUACUGUAGCUCCAUCAACAGAUCCAACAUGUCCAACGGCUCGCGGCUCAGCCUGGCUUCCAUGGACGCCAUGGACAUGUCGGGGGCUUCCUCCUACCACAACCUGCCCGCUGCUGUCACUCCUGUGCAAAUGAAGAGACCAAGCUUCAGUAGUUCACUAUAUCAGUCUCCUCAGCCUAUGGCCACGUCUCACACGCCUUAUCGCACACCUAAGAGUGUACGUAGAGGUCCAGAACCCUUGGAAGGAGCCCCCAUCCUCGGCACCCCUGACUACCUGGCUCCAGAACUUUUACUGGGAAAAAAUCACGACUUUAUGGUGGACUGGUGGGCGCUGGGUGUGUGCCUCUUCGAGUUCCUCACUGGAGUUCCUCCAUUCAACGAUGAGACUCCUCAGCUUGUCUUCCAGAACAUUCUCAACAGAGAUAUUCCAUGGCCCGAUGAAGAGGAGGAAUUAUCCCCCAAUGCGAGGAGUGCCAUAGAGAUUCUCCUCACCACAGACGUGACCAAACGUGCUGGCCUGAAAGAGCUCAAAAAGCAUGCAUUCUUCACUGGGUUGGACUGGGACAAUCUCCAGAAUCAGACCAUGCCCUUCAUCCCUGACCCUCACGACGAGACGGACACCUCAUAUUUCGAGGCCAGAAACACCGCUCAACAGUUGGCUUUGUCUGGGUUUAGCCUAUAACACAUAACACUUCCCAAAUCAAAUCUUGCACAUAAGCACUCUCAAACCUUUAGCUGUUUGCUUACAAUGGCACAUGUGCUCCGUAAUGGAGAGAUUUCAACUCUAAAAUAUUAUUAUAAUGCAGGAAGUUGUCUAGUUAUAGAUUUUUGGUGACCUAGUGUGAAUGUAAAUCUGGUUUUUAUGUGAUCGUGGGUUUGAUGUGUGGAAGACUAUAAUAUAUUGUUGAAGACUAGAACAUGCUAAUGACAUGAAUCAUGAAUGCUGUUUUAACAUUAUUCUUCGCUGAUACAUAGUGGUUUCAUAAUGCUAUUUUCAGUCUAAAUAAUUAAAUAACAUGCACUGCAUAUGCAAAAGAAAUCACUAGAUUUCAGUGUAAAUGUGUCAUGACAUUCCAAUAA